This is a messenger RNA of Pyrenophora tritici-repentis Pt-1C-BFP, 1791 nucleotides long. Lineage: Eukaryota; Fungi; Ascomycota; Dothideomycetes; Pleosporales; Pleosporaceae. The record is from RefSeq and is a predicted model, not a curated record.
ACUUAUCGCUGAUUCCCCGAAACGUCCCACAACCUACCCAGACUGCAACCCUGCUGCAUUACUACACAACAUCAUCACAAUGGCCGUCAUCUCAGUCACCGCUUCCUACUGCCGAGCUGCAAGAGAUUGCUCAGACCGCUUGCGAACAGGCCAUCGGUGCCGCAGAAGCAUACGACCACGCCCAAGUAGGAGACUGGAACAGCAAGAUCAUCCAAUACAUCCUCCAGACCCUCAUCAAGAAAACCAGCACUUCCGAAGCCACGCCCGAUACUCCGUCGCAACCCCCUUACAAGUACAUCGCCAACAGCACCGUAAUCCAACACAUUGGCUCUCCUGCGGAACCUGAGAAGCACGGCCGUCGCGGCAUGCACAGCGCUGUCGGCGCCUUCUGGAACAACGAGAAGGAUGGCACAUACAGCUACAAGUGGGAGGCGGCCGAGAAGAAGGGCAUGGACAUUGUCAUCACCAUCACAUGGAUUGCUAUCUAGAAUAAUAGCGUCCGCAACGCUGAGGGAUGGGCGCAUUUGCCGAGCAGGCGUUUGACAAAUGCGCCGGGUGCGAGGGCGCAGACUUUUGCGAAGAAGGAGGGCGCGAGCGAGAGUUAUGUCAACAGCUUGUUGAGUGAUGGUGAGAAGUGAUGGCGAGUUGGCUUGGAUACCGUUUGAGUGCUGUCUCUAUUCUUCUCCUCACGGUAAUUGGCGUUUGAAACCUGCAUGGGCAUAGUCUUGCGCUUCUUCAUGUCAAUAUGGCGAAUUGAUACCUAGUAUUUUGUGACUUUAUCCAUGAACAAGGCGCAACUGCACUUCGCAUGUAACUGCAGUAUGUACAAGGGUUGACGUGUUCUCGUCUUCUGGACUUUGGCUACCUGGUCCAUGACAGGCAUGUCCUGUCGUCAAGCGCACAUCACAUCCAGGCCGCAAUCGUGAAGCAAACGAAUCUUGAUACAUUUGAACAGACUUGCAAUAUAUGUCGGACCUUGGUAUAUACGCCUACUCUCUCCACGCCAUAAAAUCAUCAUCGCAUACUUGGACUAGCCACCUCGUGACAACAACCACUCAGCCUUUUGAAGCAGUGCAGUAGUAAACAUCAAUUCAAAACAGACAAGCAGAGAAGAGAAUUUAGGCAUCCACCUUUGGCUUCUCUGCCUUGGUACCCACGCCAUCUGUGUGCGUAGAGCUACUCCGUUCGCUGACAGCGUUCUCGCGCUUGUUGAUGAGUGCCUUGAGUUCGUCCGUGGUGCUCUUGCCCCCGUUCUUCUCCGUGAUCAGACCCUUGAGCCAUGCGUUCUCCGUCUGUAGUUGCUGGAUAGUGGCCUCUAGCUUGGCCACCUUCUCUUGCGCCUCCUUUUGCGACUGCUCGAGCGCUUGCUCGCGCUGCUUCUUCUUGAUGCGGAAGCGGGCGCUUGCGGCCGUAUUACGGCGACGCUUGUCCUCCUCUGCGGCAAUGCGAGCGUUCUCGUCAAGCGACUGCUGUGGCAUGACUGGAGCGACAUUGUCAAGCUUGCGCUUCUUCGAGGCCUGGUCAAAGCCUUGCGCGAUCGGAGACAAAGAUGAUGUCGGCGACCCGUAGUUGUGUGCGAUUGGGUAGUGGCUAGGCUGAGUGUGCGACAAUGGCAUCGACGGGUCGAAGGCUGUGCUUGCGCCAAAGUUGUUGAAGUCGGUAAACGGGAAGUCGCCUGCAAGUAGGUCAAGGUCAGCCAUGGCUCAAGAGGACGACGAUGAGAUAGACCAUUCCAGUCGUAUCAUGAGCGUGGAGUUGUUCGCAGCUCACGCGCAAUUGCGUGCUGGUGAU